Molecule: messenger RNA, 1899 nt
Organism: Mucor mucedo
Lineage: Eukaryota; Fungi; Mucoromycota; Mucoromycetes; Mucorales; Mucoraceae
Product: tubulin-tyrosine ligase family-domain-containing protein
Exons: 6
Coding region: 1-1899 (632 amino acids)
Biological process (GO): protein modification process
Source: RefSeq, a predicted model, not a curated record
AUGUCAACCGCUUUUGACGCUUUCGUAACUGUACACCAGUACCAAUUGGCCUCUAUUCCCGAAGAAUUAUGGCAGCCUCUCUUUAUGAAACUCGGCGAAGACUACUUGGACGCAGGUAAUUAUGCUGAACUUCAUCACGGUGAUCCCAUGGACGGCUAUUCUCUCCACGUCAAAGCCGAUAAAACCUUGAAAAAGCACAGUGACAUCUUUCUCAUUGAUCAUGCUUGGACCACUUCUCCCGAAGAAGCCAAGAAAGAGUUGCGUGCAAAUCUUACUUUGAUGGACCGUCUUGAGAAUUUAAUGGAUAUAGAACCUUUGGAAGCGCCUGUAGACUCGGAAGGCGAAGACUCUGAUGGAGAUGACGAACCCAGUGAAGAAUUGAUUGAACUCGUUGCUUCUCAGGCCAAUGUAUCUGUCAAGGAGGCUGAAAAGGCUCUUAGAGCUGAGAAUAAUGAACUGGUCAAUGCCAUUAUGCGUUUAACCAUGAGUGCUGAAGAUCAAGCUGAAUCUGACCGUUUAGAUGACUUGGUCAUGACCCAAAUCUUAUCUAGUGGUAAACCUCAAGAGAAGGAGGAAAAGGAAAAGGAAACUAGACGUGAGAGAAGAGAGGCUAGAGAAAAGGAAUGGUUGGAUCAACGCGUAGAUACCAUCUAUAACAGAAUGUGGUCUUAUAUUCAAACUUAUUCUUACUCCAUCCUUAAAACCGAUGGUCAACCCACUGCUCAAACUGCUUGGUAUAUCACUGACGAGGUAGGAUCUGCUAUCUGUCAUUCCUCUGACCCUAAUGUAGUCGUCUUGCCCUUUAUCUUUUCUCGUGGCUCCUCAGGUAUGAUCCCUUACAGUGUCUUUUUCCCCGUCAAGGAUAUUCCUGCUGGUGAAAUUAUCACCUGUGAUCUUGUGCCCAAGAAUCUCGAGCGCGACUCUGAUAAGCUCGCUUACCUAUUUGCCUUUGAAGACCGUGUUCUUUUGGACAGCGAGAUCCAGACCAAGCGUGAUCAAUUAACUAAGCUCUAUAGUGCUAGACAAGCAGAGUUAAAGAACAAGACAUUUACACCACCUGCAGGAAAAAUCUUGUCUUCCCAAGAAGCUUUAGAAGCCCUUAAAAAGGACGGCGAAAGCGUCUCCAAGAAGGACACUAUUACUGUCUGCACGGAUACUAGUUUUGUUCAACAAUUUUUGAAAUUGGACAAUGUCAAGUUUACCAAUAAUCCUGCUUCAGCUGAUAUCGUUUGGACCAGUCAGGAUUUCCAAGGUUGGGACUCUCUUGAACCCCAUCAAACUGUGAAUCAAUUUCCCAAUGAGAAAUGUAUUACAUUCAAGCACAACAUGGCUGAAUUAAUCCAAAAAACCUAUGGUGCUCCCGACUGGUAUAUGCCUACAUAUAACAUCAUGACCCAAUUAAGUGAAUUUGUUGGGGAUUAUCUUAAUACUGAAGAUGAACAAAAGACAAACCUUUGGAUUACUAAGCCUUGGAACAUGGCUCGUGGUUUGGGUCUUGAUAUCACUGGUAACCUCUCUGAAAUUAUCCGUCAACACGAUAAUCCUAUCCCCAAGAUCGCUCAACGUUACUUGUUAUCCCCUUGUCUUUAUAAGGGCAAGAAAUUCGAUUUACGUUACAUUGUACUUGUACGUCGUACAGACCCCCACUUGGUUGCAUGCGUUUACAAUAUGUUCUGGACCCGUUUGGCCAACAAGAAAUACAACUUGGAAGAUUUGAAUGAUUACGAGUGUCAAUUUACCGUGAUGAAUUACUCCAAGUAUGAAAUGACUCAGUUGGAUUACAAGAGCUUUAUUCAUAAUAUGGAAAAGGAACAUGAUAUCAAGUGGGACACUGUUCAGAAGGAUAUCAACAAUGCUAUGAAGAGUAAGUGUGCUUACAAAGAUGAUGGGAAGGAUUAA